Molecule: messenger RNA, 2074 nt
Organism: Cuscuta epithymum
Lineage: Eukaryota; Viridiplantae; Streptophyta; Magnoliopsida; Solanales; Convolvulaceae
Source: the annotation of a GenBank genome assembly
CCCCCUCCCCCCUUCUUACUUCUUCUUCUUCGGUCCGUCCCUCCCCCCUUUCUUUUUCUUCUCAAACCCACACACUCCAUCCCUUGUUCUUCUUCAACCCCCUUUUGAUCUGACACAAAUUUCAUAUUCCUCUAUUUGAAUUUAGAAAUGCUUCUCUCCAAAAGAUUUGAUAUUUAUAGGAUGACUUUAGUUUUUUAUAUAAUGGGCAGGAACAAUAGAGUAAAUGAAUGAGUUCAGUCUUUAAACUCUGAAUGGCUAUGAAAUACGAGGCCGGGGUGAGGUGGGGGUGUGGCCGGUGGGAGAAGAAGAAGGCAGGGGGUGGGCUUAAGAAGAAGAAGAACGAAGGGAAAGGGAGGGGCUGGGGCGGGCUGAAGAAGAGAAGAAAAAAGAGAGGUGGGCUUAAGAAGAAGGAGGGGGUGGGGUGCGCUGAAGAAGAACAGAGGGGGGAGGGCUGGUUCCGCAGGAUGAAGGAAGAAAAGAAAUGAUGGGAAGAAAAAAGAAAAUAAAGCCAAUUUGACGGUUUUCCCUAUAUAAUAUAAGGCCGUUUGCCGUUCUCCCCCAAUGCAGUGAGUGAGGAUGCUCUCCAGAUUCUUUUUCCAAAUUGCUGACGGGAAGUCCGCCAGGUGGUUCGCGGCGGCGAAAUUUUUCGGCAACACUCUUCCGGCCUCGAAGCUAUGAAUCCGGCUUGUAACCGUCACUUCACGACUUAGCCGCCUUUGUUCCAGAUCUGCAAGUGACAGCAGCUCAUUUGAUUGCUCAUUUGAGAGCUGAACAACCAAUAGAGACAUUUACUGAAAGUAUGCGGGAAUGACAAAUGUGCUGAUUGUGGUACUACUGAACUCGAUUGGGCAUCCUUGAACCUUGGUGUUCUUGUCUGCAUUGAAUGCUCAGGCGGACAUCGCAACCUUGGUGUUCAUAUAUCCAAGGUUGUUGAUUGUCGAGUUUAUGGUGAUCCACACUAGAUGAUAAUUAUCCUUGACGCGUAUGAAGGGACUCUAGAUGAUAAUUAUUCCCAGGAAAUGAAUGUUGCGAGCAUGGGGAAAUGCUGCUUUACCCUUGACAGUUGAUAAGCUGGGAUACAAGGAGCAAGAUGGCCAUCUUCUUUUAAAGCUUUGCCAUUUUGAAGAAGUGAAAAGAUUGCAUAAGAUGUUACUGUCUAUGAACCCUGAUAAUUACAGCUUUCCGGUGGGGGACAAAUGCUUUAUUCUCCAUUGAGUGCAAGUGCUCCCUUCAAGGUCUUUUUGAUGAAUAUUAACACGCAGUUGGAUGACAAGGCUAUGUUAAUACUGAUAGUAGUAAGAUGGAUUGUUGCUAACACGGGAAAUUCAUCCGAACCAUAUAUGAUUGAAAUCGUUAUCAUUGAGGAGCCUGUGCAGGAAGAAAACUAAUAAUGGUGAUGAAGAAGAGAUUAAAGUAUGGAUCGAAUGGUUACCGGUUUCCUGUUGUACCUGGAGCACCUAGAUCAUGUAGAAGGAGGUAUACCCCAAGUGAGGAAGAUAACCAAAUCUGUGCAUUUGAAUUGUUGGCGGCUGUUGCUGGCAAACUCUUACUGGAGAGUGAAAGCUCUGCUUCCAGUAAUGCAACUGAAGGAAAAGAUGGACCUGCAAUGCAAACCACACUGGAAAAUUAUAAAGACCAUAUGGUAUUUUCUGGGCUUCAACCAGACCACAAAGCUUUGGAGUCGGAGUACCUUGAUCAAGGAAUUUGUGUGGAAAGUGCGAUUUCACCCCCCAAAGCUGAAUUCCAAGAGCAGAAAAUCAAGAACGUACCGAUGGAAAGUGUCCGGUCUUCACAUUCAGAAAAAAUUCCCAUGUCAGAAAAAGUUUCUUGCAUAAAAUUGGAGAGCCUUAAGCCUUUCAAUGCAGAUGGAAUUGUCAAAUGUGAAGUGGAAGGUGUUAAUAUUGACAACACAACUGUUUUGCUGCAUGGUAUUACACCCACCGAUUCUGGGGGUACUGGCAGCGAUUUUGUAAAUGAACCCAAAGAAUAAAGAUGUUUAUUGAUAUAAAAAAAAGAUUUUACAUUUGUUGUUGAAUAUGACAUUUGUUUUCAUAUUUUUUUAUCACCAGUAAAA